Pygocentrus nattereri (red-bellied piranha) is the source of this 2984-nucleotide messenger RNA. RefSeq names its product zinc finger DHHC-type palmitoyltransferase 20a (gene zdhhc20a). Gene Ontology annotation, molecular function: protein-cysteine S-palmitoyltransferase activity. Gene Ontology annotation, biological process: protein targeting to membrane; synaptic vesicle maturation; peptidyl-L-cysteine S-palmitoylation. Lineage: Eukaryota; Metazoa; Chordata; Actinopteri; Characiformes; Serrasalmidae. Gene Ontology annotation, cellular component: endoplasmic reticulum; Golgi apparatus. The coding region runs from base 97 to 1218 and encodes 373 amino acids. The record is from RefSeq and is a predicted model, not a curated record. The transcript has 14 exons.
GAGCGGAGCGGAGUCCAGCGGAGCGGAGCCUAGCGGAGUCCAGCGCAGCGGAGUCCAGGGGCGCGACGUCACAGCCUCUCCACAGGCGGAUUAAAGAUGGCGCCGUCUCAUGUGCUGCGGUGCUGUCAGCGCGGCUUGUCGUGGAUCCCGGUGAUCUUCAUUAACCUGGUCGUGUGCUGGUCCUACUACGCGUACGUGGUGGAGCUCUGCAUCUACACAAUCCCUAACGCUGAGGAGCAAGUUAUUUAUCUGGUAGUGUUUCACGUCUGCUUCGUAAUGUUUAUGUGGUCAUACUGGAAAACUAUUGUUUCCAAACCCAGCAACCCUUCAAAAGAGUUCUGUUUGCCGAAAGCAGAGAAGGAGCAGUAUGAAAAGGAGGAGAGGCCAGAGGCUCAGCAGGAGAUCCUGAAGAAGGUGGCCAGGAAUUUACCCGUAUACACCCGUACAGGCUCUGGAGCUAUCCGAUACUGUGACCUCUGUCAGCUGAUCAAACCGGACAGAUGCCAUCACUGCUCCACAUGUGACCACUGUGUCCUGAAGAUGGAUCAUCAUUGCCCCUGGGUCAAUAACUGUGUAGGCUUCUCAAACUACAAGUUCUUUGUGCUGUUCCUGGCCUACUCCAUGCUGUACUGCGUUUUUAUUGCAGCCACCGUCUUGCAGUAUUUCAUCAAAUUCUGGACACUUUGCCGAAGACGAUCUGUAGAGCAUUGUCCAGAGAAUCAGCUGCCGGACAAUCACGCCAAGUUCCAUGUGCUGUUCCUGUUCUUCGUGGCGGCUAUGUUCUUCAUCAGCAUCAUGUCCCUGUUCAGCUACCACAUCUGGCUCGUGGCCAAGAACAGGACUACUAUAGAGGCUUUCAGAGCGCCGGUGUUCAGAAACGGCCCCGAUAAAAACGGCUUUACUCUGGGCUUCCGCAAGAAUCUGGCCCAGGUUUUUGGAGACCAAAAGAAACACUGGUUCCUGCCUGUUUAUUCCAGUUUGGGAGAUGGUUAUACAUUCCCUACUCGAUUAGUCAACACGGAUUCUGAACAGGGAAUUGUGGACCACCAGAGCAGCUCCAAAUGUUCUGUCGAUGGCCAAACGAACAGCCGGCCUCUGAGUGACUCACAGAAUCAUCUCCUAAGCAACGAUGUGCACUCGGACGAACAGAAGGACUGCAGUGUUGCAAAGGCUGAUAACGGCCUGACGGUGAUCGUGACCGUGGAGAGCGAGUCCUAACCAGGGCCUCGGGGCUAGAGAGUGAUUGUAUCCAGCCAGUCUGGUCGUUUGGGAGCUGCGCACUCAUCUUUUAACUUGAGAGACCAGGGAGCCAUCAGAGAUGCCUUAAACAUAGCAGCUCCCUCUCAUCUCCAUGGAAACUGGUAACCAAUGAGCACACAUGCGUCCACACAGCAUCUGUGUCUCAUCACCCAGCACCGCCUCCACUGUACUAACGGGACCUGCUUUCCAUUCGAGUCUUUUAAAAAACAAACAGGUUUUUGACCAAAAUCUCCCGUUUUAGCCUGUGUUCCUUUUAUUUGGACGGACUGUGAAAGUCUUACGCUUAACUGAGCUGUUUUCAUGUGAAAUGUGGAAAAUAUGGUUAUGAUACAGCUGUGCUACUUUCACCAUUGCUUUUUUUUUCUUUCUUUUUUUGGGAAAGCGGGAAAGUUUAUGGAACUGGACUAAUGAUGAGAUGUAAUUCUUUUUAAUUAGUUGUUUUAAACCGAUUAUCAUUAUUAUUUUUAUUAUUAUUAUUAUUAUUAUUUUUAUUAUUAUUAAGAAAUUAUGCCAUUUAUAGUGUCUGGGCAGCCUGUACCAAACGAUCUGGCGCUCAGCCUAGUUGCAGUGAUUAGUAAUGAAACACUACACAGUCUUAUCAGGGCACAGAACAACUUAACCUUCAAGCCUGUCCUGGAACAGGACGCGUUAGCCGCGUUAAAGGCCGCUGUUCUUCAGCCGAAUCUUUAUCUGCUGCGUCUGUAACAGCCGGUUUCCCCAGACAGCAACUUCCCUUUAGUUAGAAAAGAACAGGAAACGCUUUCAACAGAAAAACACUGACGCUGGGUUCCUGCUGACCGUUGCUCAUUCUUAGUCUUAAAAUAGAUUUAAUAAAUAAAUAUUUCUAAAAUAUCUGAAAAUGUUUUUUUUCUACUAGAUGAUUAAAUUUUAAGACGAAGCCUCGGGUGAAAAGUCUCUGAGUAAAUUAAACUGGAUUAUAAAACAUCCUGCUGAUGCUGCCCCUGUGGUCAGAAGCUGAGGAGCCAGGACUACAAGGGUCAAGCAAGUUCAGAGCGUAUAUCCAUGUCUGAUUUUCCACAAAGCUGUUUGAGAGAUUAGACUUUAAUUGUUGCCAUAUUUGAGUUUACAUGCAUUAUGUGGAGGAAAUGAUCUGAAAGCACCAUCGGCUUCUUUUAUCCGUUUUUAGGUCAGCAGGUUUUGUUUUUUAUUUACCACAAGCUGCUUGUUUUUCAUGGAAAUCGUGUUUGUUGCGCAUGCAGGAGAUGCUGGGCUGAAAAACACUGAUGUACCGCUUUAAAGAGAAUGUGUGUCAUCAGCUCUCUGAAGUGUGGAGUCUAGAAUGAGCCCCAGUACUCGACUCUGCUCUGUAAGUAGCGCCACGAUCUGAAGUGGCAGAUUUGAGCAGUGAUGCUUUUAACAUUUUCCAAGUUCAGUGAACAGGACGAGCAGUUGAACCUCGCUCUUCUGAGACCUCGCUGCUGUUCUGGGACGCGAAAGAACCGCCUCAGAACCGCCCCAGCUUAGAUCAAGGCCUGCAUUCUGGAAGCUCUUCAGGAGCGCCGAUUCUGGAUGAUCUGGGACGUCGUGAAAUAAAUUAGUGUGAACAGAGUCGAAUCCUAGAUCAGCACGUUUAGUCUUUGUAAGGCAUUUUAGAGCAGAGGUGCUUAUCUAGGCAGGCUUUCUCACCCAGUUUACACCGGUCAGGCGUAACGUUCUGACCACCUCCUCGUUUCUCUGCUCACUGUCCACUUUAUCAGCUCCAC